Rhodofomes roseus is the source of this 879-nucleotide messenger RNA. RefSeq lists its product as uncharacterized. The record is from RefSeq and is a predicted model, not a curated record. The transcript is spliced from 4 exons. Lineage: Eukaryota; Fungi; Basidiomycota; Agaricomycetes; Polyporales; Fomitopsidaceae. Bases 1 to 879 code for a protein of 292 amino acids.
AUGUAUACGAAGGUCCAAAGGGCGACCAACGAUGCCAACCCUCUCGUGCGCACCUGGGCCGCACAGUACAUCGCCGAGCGCGGCAGCUCGCGGAUAACCUCCGACCGAGCACAGUUCCAUGCCGUCUUCGCCGCGAUGCUCUCCGGAUCCGGCGGCGCGCAGUGGGGCGCGUUCGAGGUGCGCUACGAGGACCCCGACGGUCCUGCUUGGCAGCGCGACGUCCACGCGAUAGUGUACGGCCGCGACACCCGCAACACCGCGCACAGCAUGACCGCGCACGCCCUGUUUGACGUCGGGGACAAGUUCGACACCACGCCGUUCGUGCAGACCACAAAGGCCCGCCGCGGGCACGGUCGGCGGCGCCGGCGGGUCCAAGUGCGGCGGUUCGGGAACUUCAUGUCGGGGCGCUGGGCGUACGACCGUGCCACGGAGAUCGCAGAGCACGGCGACCCCGCCAAAACGGAAGGCGCGAUGCUCGCCCCCAUCGUACUGAGCGCGGGCAGCAGCACAGUGUCGGCGACCGCAGGCGGCCCCGCGUUCCACCCGAUCUCCCUGUCCCUCGGGAACCUGCACGACGAUGCGCUCCGCGCGCACCCCAACGCCAUCCUGCCCAUCGCCUUCCUCGCGAUCUCACAAAAUGCUCACCAGGAAGUCGACCCGGAGGACCUGCGAGCCUUCCGCAGACAGCUCUACCGCGCGUCCCUAGAGAUGCUCUUCGCGCCCCUCCUCGGGCCCGUGGUCGUCGACAUGCCCUUGGCGUCAGGUGCUGAUGUUGAGAAUUCAGUUGACACUGAGGAUUCAGCCGAUGUUGAGGAUGUGGAACGCGACGGCGGGGAAGUGCCCGAGCUGGCUGCUGCUUUGGAGGGCUUGUCGGUUUGA